AGAGGCGGGGCCGGGGCAGGGGCGGAGCGGGGCGGUUCGGUUCCCCCCCGCCACCGGCGGCGACCCCAGCGCGGCCCCGGCCCCGGCGCCGCCGCGAUGCCGCCCGCCCGCGCCGGGUACCUGCCGCCCUGGUGGGUGUCGUGGCUGCACGGGCUGCCGCACCGCGGCCUGCGCCUGCAGAGCGUGCCCGCCGCCUUCCGCCCGCGGGACACCGGCUACCAGCAGUCGCUGCUUUUCCUGGGUUUGGUGUCCGCCGUCUGCCUCGGCCUCAACCUCCUCUUCCUCACCAUCUACCUGAUCUGCCUGUGCUGCUGCAAGAGGGACCAGGACCCUGAGACCAAGCGACCCCACUCCUGCUGUGUCACCUGGAUGGCCGUCACCGCCGGGCUCAUCUGCUGCGCAGCCGUCGGCAUCGGCUUCUAUGGGAACAGCGAGACCAACGAUGGGGUGUACCAGCUGCUCUACGCCCUGGACCACGCCAACCACACGCUGACCAGCAUCGACUCGCUGGUAGCGGACACCACGCUGCAGAUGCAGGUGGGCCUGGAGCAGCACCUGCAGCGCCUGAACGAGGUCCUGGCGGCGCGGGGGGACUACCUGCAGACCCUCAAGUUCCUGCAGCAGUUGUCGGGCAGCAUCGUGCUGCAGCUCUCGGGGCUGCCCGUGUGGCACAGCACCAGCACCGACCUCACCGCAUUCGCCGGCCACGUCGCCUACGUCGAGUAUUACCGGUGGCUGGCUUAUCUCCUCUUCUUCAUGCUGGUGCUCACCGUCUGCCUCCUGGCCUGCCUGGGGCUGGCCAAGCGCUCCCGCUGCCUCCUCACCACGAUGCUGUGCUGUGGGCUGCUGACGCUCAUCCUCAGCUGGGCCUCCAUGGCUGUGGACACGGCGGCGGCGGUGGGCACCAGUGACUUCUGCGUGGCCCCAGAUAAGUUCAUCAUGAACCAAACGGAGAGUGACAUCAGUGCGGAGGUGGUUCACUAUUACCUGUACUGUGACCAGGGCCUCAGCAACCCCUUCCAGCAGGCUCUCACCGUCUUCCAGCGCUCACUCACCACGAUGCAGAUCCAGAUCCAGGGCUUGAUCCAGUUUGCGCUGCCCGUCUUCCCGACAGCAGAGAAAGACCUUCUGGGGGUGCAGCACCUCCUCAACUCCUCAGAGACCAGCCUGCACCAGCUCACAGCCAUGCUGGACUGCCGGGGGCUGCACAAGGACUACCUGGACGCCCUCAUUGGCAUCUGCUAUGAUGGGGUGGAGGGUUUGCUCUACCUGGUCCUCUUCUCCUUGCUGGUGGCCGCCUCCUUCUCCACCAUCAUCUGCGCCACACCGCGCGCGUGGAAGCUCUUCACCGGACGGGACCGGGACUAUGAUGACAUGGACGAUGAGGACCCCUUCAACCCGCAGGCGCGGCGCAUCGCCAGCCACAACCCGGCCCGCGGGCAGCUCCGCAGCUUCUGCAGCUACAGCAGCAGCCUGGGCAGCCAGAGCAGCCUGCACCCGCCGGCACAGACCAUCUCCAACGCGCCCGUCUCCGAGUACAUGAACCAAGCCGUGCUCUUCGGUGGAAACCCGCGCUAUGAGAACGUGCCCCUCAUCGGCAGAGGCUCUCCUCCCCCCAUGUUGCCCAUCAAGAUACUCCCCGAGCAUGCGAGCCACCUACCUGUCGGUCACCGAUGAGCACGUCCGGCCCCACAGCACCGAGGUCCCGGCCUAAGGCUCGGCCCACACGGCUCCCGGCAGGAGGAGACGGCGCCACCGGCGUUCCGGUGGUGGGAAACCAAAGAGACCUGGGACAGACGUGGUGGGAAAGCCGGCAAUGGCUGGAGGAUGAGCCCCGGCAGUGGGGAGGCCCCCGGGCUCCCUGCACCCUCCUCUCCCCCUUGGCAGCUCCUUCUCCAUCUCAAGUCUUCCUUCCUUAUGGCUGACAGUGGCUCCAGGGCCAAACACCGGGAAGGUUGGGGAUGCUUCACACCCUCAUGUCGGCUCCCUCCCCGCUCGGGGAUGUUUUAUGCCGUGGAAUGGAGCCUUCUCCAGCUCCCUGGAGCACCCAGCCUGGGACCAUGGGUGGCUCCUUCGCUCCCGUAGCAAUGCAGCACCAACCACUAGUGAUCCCAGCUCCUGCUCCUCAUGGAUGGAGCCGGCUCCCCUUGUCCCCCUCGCUGCUGCCCUGGGUUUGGGGGCUAUAGAAUUAAGGAUGCUUUGUCCUUGCCGGUUUUCCUUUGCUUUGCUCCUGGGUUUUAUGAGUUCUCUGCAGGGCAGAGGUGCAGUUUGACUCGCUGCCUCUGUUCCAAUGGGGUUUUACUGCGGUGCAUGUUGGUAACAGAUUUUGGGCUGGUUUGAAGGUUCUUUUUGGCUGUUCAGCUCGCCAGCACUGGUGGGCUGGGGUAGGCUCCCCUCCUUCUGCAGGACAGCCACAAACUCCCUGGGAGAGGGAUAGGAACAUCCCUGGGACAGGAUGUGGUCCUGGGGAGGGCAUGGUCCUGCCAGGGCUUCAAGGAGCCAGGAGGAACCAGCAUGAGCUGAAAUGGAUCUUUUCUGGCUGCCUAUUUCGGUACGGUCUGCUCUGGAGAGCAAAGACUUAUCCCUUAACCCUUAUCUCCCUGCAGUUAGCAGCCUCCUGUGCUGCUGGUUGUGGUUAUCCAUCCCCUCAUCCCUGCUUUGCCUAACAGCCGGGGUAGCCAGGCUGUCCCUUGGGCGAGCCCCAGGGUCUUGGUAGCAGCAACUCACUGUGUCUUUUAAAGAUAACCUGUAUAUUCCCUCCAGUGCCCUAACCCGUGUUCCGUGUGACUGCAUUACUCCCUGUUGGAAACUUCCUUCCAGGGAAUAUUGGGGGGGGGGAGGGUGCUUUUAAUGUUUGGCUGUAACGGUACUGGUAGAAGAGCUGGUGUUCAACGCAUGUGAACUAACCUCAUUAGGGGCUGGAGCCUGGUUUGGAUGUGCCCUUGGGGAAAGGACAAUAAACACUUGUACUAAACAUG
Molecule: messenger RNA, 2978 nt
Organism: Strigops habroptila (Kakapo)
Lineage: Eukaryota; Metazoa; Chordata; Aves; Psittaciformes; Psittacidae
Gene: TTYH2
Product: tweety family member 2
Exons: 15
Coding region: 97-1677 (526 amino acids)
Cellular component (GO): plasma membrane
Molecular function (GO): intracellularly calcium-gated chloride channel activity; volume-sensitive chloride channel activity
Source: RefSeq, a predicted model, not a curated record